UUUGCAGAGCGCAGUUUGUUCCCCUUCCAGUCCGGAGCUGUGUUUGCAAAUACCUCGAACACAAGCGAGAGAAAGGGGGCACUGACGGACUCUUGCUGCUGAGAACGAGCGCGGCGGCUUCGCUGACAGCAAGAGGGACACUUUUGCUUUUUUCUUACGGAAGAAAAAUCCAUCCAAGUGCAGCUACACCUUUUCUAAGAGCUCGGGAAAACCAUGGAUGUUCUACCUAUGUGCAGCAUAUUUCAAGAACUUCAGAUAGUUCACGACACGGGCUAUUUCUCCGCCUUACCGUCACUGGAGGAGUACUGGCAGCAGACAUGCUUGGAGCUGGAGCGCUACCUGCAGAGCGAGCCUUACGUCUCCACCACUGACCUCAAGUUUGACGGACAGGAGGACCUCUGGGGCAAGUUCAUCCUGGCCUGCGGGGACAAGACCAAGGCGGAGAACGACCCAAAGAUGGUGGUGGCCCACGAGGAGGACAAUCAGGACAGCCAAAUCUUGGACACCAACAGUGUGAAUUCCGACGCCAGCAGCGAAGCUUCAGACAGUUCAGAGGAGCUCUCGCCCACACACAGCUUUACCUCCAACCCACUGGGCACUGUCUUGGUUGGCUCUGGACCUUUUAGCCCCUCCAUCAUUAGCACGCCGCCGUCCUCGCCGGAGGCCCACUCCGAGCCUGCGACCAGCGGCUGGGUCGGCGCACACGCCGAGUUUCACUUGCCUGUCAAAAUCAGGAGCGGGGGAAUGGCAAAGACUUCGGAUAAGACGGGACUCAUCUGCGAUGACGCAUCUCCUGAAGGCAGGAGAAGAGUACACAGGUGUCUCUUCAACGGGUGUCGCAAGGUUUACACAAAGAGCUCCCACCUGAAAGCACACCAGCGUACUCAUACGGGUGAGAAGCCGUAUAGGUGUUCGUGGGAGGGCUGCGAGUGGCGUUUUGCACGAAGCGACGAGUUGACCAGACACUUCAGGAAGCACACUGGGGCAAAGCCAUUUAAAUGCAGUCACUGUGACAGAUGUUUCUCCAGGUCUGACCAUCUGGCUCUUCACAUGAAGAGACACAUCUAAAGCAGGGUGAGCACCAACCAAGCAACACAGCGGAGGGUUUUAAAAGGAGGGAGCGAGAGUGAGAGAGGAAAAAAAAAACACAAAUAGACAAACGCGUCUCCCGACGAGUCUCUUGGUUGAACUGUCCAGAGCAGAGCGGGUGGAGUGUGUUCCAGCCAAAGCAUGCUGUUUUGCACCAUACUGAAUCCCUGUGCCUCCGGGACCUCUCUUUGGAGAAAGGCGCUCUGAAGGUUGUCUUUUGCAACACGAGGACAAAAUCAUGGAUGAGAGACAGAGAAAGAGUUUUUUUUUAAAUGAGAAGGAUUAAAACAUGAAAUAAGGAGUGGGAAAAAAAAAAACAUGGAUGAAUGAUUUUGUGUGUAUGGUGCAUGAUGUUUUUUGGAGGGGGGAGGAAAUCUCCCGGACGGCAGAUACACUGGUACUUUUGGAACUGUCUGAGGUGAGCAUGUGUGCACUGUGAAUGUCUGCGAUUGGCUGGCCGGCCCCUACGGAGCGACAGAGGAGUGGAUAUAAGUGGACGAGAACGAUGCGGAGUGGAGGAAGGUCAGGGGCUGGUGCCAAUGUUGCUGUGGACUGAAUGGGUUUCAGGGGAAACGCUCUACUUCCCCUCGUGGUUUGUGCGGCGGCGGAGCCGGGCUGCGGCCCCCCCGCUCCCCACCUCCCCGCACUUGGAGGAUCUCUAAAGCAGAACCUCAAUUUGACCAGACUUCCACCACCGUCUGGUCGGUGACCCAGGGUCCCAAACUGUCCCUGGUCACAGAAUGACAGGAUAAUUUUUCUUUCUGGUGUUUUUUGGUGCAGCUACUAAAUGUGCAAUGUGUUAUGUAGCCUGGUUUAUUUUUGUUUCUUUUUUUUUUUGUUUUGUUUUUUGUUUUUUACAUGCUACAAAGCUCAUUUGUAGUCCAAUUGUAUAAGCUGUGUGCUUAGAGGUAUACCACAACUUUACUAUAACUUCAGUAUCAUAGACAGGUGUUGCAUGGUUCUAGGGUUUCUUCAUUUCAUGUUUCCACUAUUACCAGGACUGCAAGUAGUUUCCAUAAAAGUGCAGCUAAAAUGCGAACGGUUAGAUGUUACAAUAUUGUACAUAAAGCCUUGAUGAUUCCCUCUUUUAUUUAACUCCAUCCCUCAUUCCUGUUUUCAUCCGGUUGGAGAGUUCACCACUGCUUGCCGUUCCCUUCUCCUUCAUCCUUAACCUUGGGGUUCCGAUUUUUUUUUUUUUUUUUGUACUUGGUUUCUUAUCCAAUAAUGCACUGUUGACCUUAAUGGUGCCUUAUGCAAGUGGCUGCGCCCCUGCGGUGGCCGGAGGCGCUCUCCUUCUCUCUCGGGAGGCAGUCACGUUUUGUGGUAUGGGUGAUUUGACAAGCUGGAUCAAGGCUCAAUUUGGACUUUUGCACCUCUGUCAUUGUCUGAUACUUAAAAGUACCUUAGUUUGUCUAUCACCUUUUGUGUAAUUCCGAUUGUGUAAAUACGACAAAUGUUUAGAGCACUUAAAUUCAUGUUUUAAAAACUACUGUGUAGUAUGUACGGCUGUCCAUCACUCACAGAUACAAGUGUCGCAGAAAUGCGCAGCGUCGCUUUAGUCCCCGCCUUCUUGUCCCUGCGAGAAGAAAAGUCUAAAGAUUUAUUGUAAUUAACGGUCUGCAGUUGGAGCGGCCUCUCCGUGUUCUGCCUCGCUGUAAUGAAUCGCUAAAGGCUUUGUUGGCAUGGAAUCUGUCACAGACUGCUGACGGUGUAGCUUGUGUAUUGACCUGUCUAGGGAGCGUGGUCUUAGCCAACAGGAGAGGGUGAGGCCAACGGGGUCUCGAGGGAAGAGCCAAAAUGUCAACCUUCGAUUCCGCAUUCUGGAAAUGGAGCAGAAUGGAAAAACUUGAAGGUUUUCAUGGCUGAAUCUGAUUACCACAGUUCAGCGACCUUCCUUGUCGGAAUCCAAUGUUGCACCGCGGCUCGCGACGACGUAUGGAUUUCAGAUCAGCCGGGGAAAGAGACAGGAUGACUACAAACUUGAAACUGCUUGCUGCGAUGGAUUUGUUGAUUGCUAGCGAUGGCUUUUGUGCACAGAGGCUGGUAACAUCUAUUCUGAGCAAAACAGCCGCCAAUAACUGUACCGAGGGGUAAUUGAGCCUUGAUUUAGCUCCGUGUUUGCUCGCAUCUUCACACUCUUCAUCAUCUCUCUUCAUCUCACCUCCUUGUCUGUCACACACACACCAACACACACACACACACAGCUUUGUUCUCAACUGAAUCUUUGUAUUAAAAGAAAAAAAAAACAACAACUUUUGUAAAAUUGUUAUGUUUAUGCUUUAUGAAAUUUUUAUUUGAAAAUUGUUUUGCAAAAUUGUUAUAUUUCUGUAUGAAUGUAUUUUUUAUUGGAAUAAUAAGAAAUUCUUAUCUGAC
Messenger RNA from Synchiropus splendidus (mandarinfish), 3462 nucleotides. It is a transcript of the gene klf6a, whose product is annotated as Kruppel-like factor 6a. Bases 214 to 1068 code for a protein of 284 amino acids. The record is from RefSeq and is a predicted model, not a curated record. Gene Ontology annotation, molecular function: RNA polymerase II cis-regulatory region sequence-specific DNA binding; DNA-binding transcription factor activity, RNA polymerase II-specific. The transcript has 4 exons. Lineage: Eukaryota; Metazoa; Chordata; Actinopteri; Syngnathiformes; Callionymidae. Gene Ontology annotation, biological process: regulation of transcription by RNA polymerase II.